Molecule: messenger RNA, 1868 nt
Organism: Grammomys surdaster
Lineage: Eukaryota; Metazoa; Chordata; Mammalia; Rodentia; Muridae
Gene: Cfap53
Product: cilia and flagella associated protein 53
Exons: 8
Coding region: 99-1643 (514 amino acids)
Source: RefSeq, a predicted model, not a curated record
GGGGUGGCGCACCAUAGCAACCGGCCUCUGCGUCUGGGAAGUAGACUCCACCGGGCUUUCUUAGUUUCCUCUCGCCACCAACCCAAAGAGACUUGAAGAUGUAUAGCCAGCGGUUUGGCACUGUUCCAAGGGAGUUUAAGGGCCCCACUCCCAAAGCGGUGAUCAUAAGAGCCAAGCCUCCCAAGGCUCAGAGGGCUGAGCAACAUCUAAAAAGGAUCCAGCGCAGCUACCACAAGUACCACACUACUUUGGCUUCCAUCAAAUCAAAUGAGCAGUACCGCCUGAGAUGCGACUGGAUCCAGCACAGCGACCGCAGGUCCUUCGGCAGUCUCGUGCAAGCAAGAGUCAAGGAUGCCAUGCAAGGCUUUGUCAUCAAUACCGAAGAGAGACGAAAUAAGCUACGUGACCUUUUGGCAUCAGAAGAAAAUGAGUAUUUUUCUGAAAUGCAAUUGAAAGGAGAAACCAUUGAAGAGAAAAAAGAAAAAAUGAGAGAGAGAACCAAGUUAUUAAGAGAGAAGAAAGAAAAGGAGAGGCAGGAGUUUGUAGCUGAAAAGUUAGACCAGCAGUUCAGGGAGCGCUGUGAGGAGCUCCGCACUAAAUUGGCUAGCGUCCAUGAGAAAAAGGUGGUUGAGGAACGGAACGCACAGGUAGAAUUCAACAAGGAGCUGAAGAGGCAAAAGCUGGUGGAAGAGCAGCUGUUCGCCAGGCUUUGGGAGGAAGACAGAUUAGCGAAGGAAAGGCGAGAAGCCCAAGACCAGAAGAGACAGAGAGAUCUGGUACAAAAUACACGCCUGGGGCUGGAUGCUCAGGUCACCAGCAACCAGGCACAAAGGGAGGCUGCGCGACGGAUGAAGGAAGAGGAAGCCCGCUUCCUGGAGCAAAACAAAGCACAGGUUAAGCGAGAGGACGAACAAGAAAAGCUCCAGAAGCAGAAGACAAGACAGGAAACGAGGAACAGUUUGAAAAAAGCCGUGCAAGAGAAGAUGGACUCUAUGCAGCAGGAGUACAGACAGGACCUGGACUUGAACAUGAAGCUCGUGGGAAGGGCCCUUCAAGACUUACAAGAUGAGGCAGACAAGAAGAAGCAGAAGAGAGAAGACAUGGGAAGAGAACAGAAGAUAUACAACGAUUAUCUAAUGCAGCGACAAAAGGAAGAAAAAGCCCAGGAGAAAGAACUGGACAGACUACUAGAGGACAUAAAGGCAAAGAAGAUGGCUGAGAAGGAUCGGGAGCUGGCUCUCGAAAAGGAGGCAAGGAAGCAACUCAUGAAUGAAGUCAUGUGUACAAGAAAACUCCAAGUUCAAGAAAAACUGCAGCGAAAACUCAGAGAACAAGAAGAACUUGCUCUGCAUGAACAGCGCAUGAAGGAGAGCCUGAAGGUGCUACACCAGGAAGACAUGGAGGACUUUGCCAGGCGCUGUGCUUUGGCAGAGGAGUACAGGAAUCAACUUCAGAUGCAAAUUGCCCACCAGCAGAAGGCUCGAGAAGCAGAAAAGGAAGAGGAACGCCAGGAAUUUGAAGCGGGAAUGGCAGCAAACAAAGCUGGCCUGGAAAAAAUACAGAGGAUCCUCUCUGAGCAUCAAAUUCUAUCCCAGAGCGUUCACCCCAUGCGCAGGGGUUACCCUGACAAGCCUUCUCUAUAGUUUUAUACAAAUCAAUGAAUGUUUUCUGGGUCUCUCACUAUUUUUAACUACACCUUUUAACUAAUGGAUAAACUCUUAUUCUCUGAGUUUGUAUACUUUGUUGGACAUAAUUUUCUUUCUUCAAAAUAAAUUUGUUCUUUGGAUACUAGUUAAUUCUAUAUUGCCAUAGCAAAAUACCUAACAUUACCAACUUAAAAAGAAUAAAGAUUUGUUUUAGCUUCUGGU